Molecule: messenger RNA, 2247 nt
Organism: Ochotona curzoniae (black-lipped pika)
Lineage: Eukaryota; Metazoa; Chordata; Mammalia; Lagomorpha; Ochotonidae
Gene: TBX3
Product: T-box transcription factor 3
Exons: 8
Coding region: 1-2247 (748 amino acids)
Biological process (GO): positive regulation of DNA-templated transcription; cell fate specification; regulation of transcription by RNA polymerase II
Cellular component (GO): nucleus
Molecular function (GO): RNA polymerase II cis-regulatory region sequence-specific DNA binding; DNA-binding transcription factor activity, RNA polymerase II-specific
Source: RefSeq, a predicted model, not a curated record
AUGAACCUCUCCAUGAGAGAUCCGGUGAUUCCUGGGACGAGCAUGGCCUACCACCCCUUCCUACCUCACCGGGCGCCGGACUUCGCCAUGAGCGCGGUGCUGGGACACCAGCCGCCCUUCUUCCCCGCGCUGGCGCUGCCUCCCAACGGCGCCGCGGCGCUCUCGCUGCCUGGCGCGCUGGCCAAGCCGAUCAUGGAUCAGUUGGUGGGGGCUGCCGAGACCGGCCUCCCGUUCUCGUCCCUGGGGCCUCAGGCGCAUCUGAGGCCUCUGAAGACUAUGGAGCCCGAAGAGGAGGUGGAAGACGACCCUAAGGUGCACCUGGAGGCCAAGGAACUUUGGGACCAGUUCCACAAGCGGGGCACAGAGAUGGUCAUUACCAAGUCUGGAAGGAGAAUGUUCCCUCCAUUUAAAGUGAGAUGUUCUGGGCUGGAUAAAAAAGCGAAAUAUAUUUUAUUGAUGGACAUUAUCGCUGCGGAUGACUGCCGGUAUAAAUUCCACAAUUCGCGGUGGAUGGUGGCGGGCAAGGCUGACCCUGAAAUGCCCAAAAGGAUGUAUAUACAUCCGGACAGCCCGGCCACUGGGGAGCAAUGGAUGUCAAAAGUGGUCACUUUCCACAAACUGAAACUCACCAACAACAUUUCGGACAAACACGGAUUUACUUUGGCCUUCCCAAGUGAUCACGCAACGUGGCAGGGGAAUUAUAGUUUUGGUACUCAGACCAUACUGAACUCCAUGCACAAAUAUCAGCCACGAUUCCACAUCGUCCGAGCCAAUGAUAUCCUGAAACUCCCUUAUAGUACAUUUCGGACUUACUUGUUUCCCGAAACAGAAUUCAUCGCCGUGACUGCAUACCAGAACGAUAAGAUAACUCAGUUAAAAAUAGACAACAACCCUUUUGCAAAAGGCUUCCGGGACACUGGAAAUGGCAGAAGAGAAAAAAGAAAGCAGCUCACCCUACAGUCCAUGCGGGUGUUUGAUGAGAGACACAAAAAGGACAAUGGCACCUCGGACGAGUCCUCCAGCGAACAGGCCGCCUUCAGCUGCUUUGCCCAAGCCUCCUCUCCCGCAGUCUCCACAGUAGGAACUUCUAACCUCAAAGAUCUGUGUCCCAGCGAGGGCGAGAGUGACACCGAGAGCCGGGAGGAGCACGGCCUGGAGGCCUGCGACGCGGCCAAGAUCUCCACCACCACGUCGGAGGAGCCGUGCCGCGACAAGGGCAGUCCCGCGGUCAAGACGCACCUCUUUUCCACCGCCGAGCACGGCGGCCGUUCCCGGGACAGCGGACGGCCCGAUAAGGCGUCGCCUGACUCGCGCCACAGCCCAGCCACCAUCUCAUCCAGCACCCGCGGCCUGGGCACGGAGGAGCGCCGGAGCCCGGGCCGCGAGGGCGCAUCCACGUCCAAGGUGGAGGAGGCGCGCGUGCCACCGCCGCCGCCGCCGCCGGGGAAGGAGGCUUUCGCUCCGCUCACGGUGCAGACGGACGCGGCUGCAGCGCACCUGGCCCAGGGCCCCCUGCCUGGCCUCGGCUUCGCUCCGGGGCUAGCCGGCCAGCAGUUCUUCAAUGGGCAUCCUCUCUUCCUGCAUCCCGGCCAGUUCGCCAUGGGGGGUGCCUUUUCCAGCAUGGCGGCCGGCAUGGGGCCCCUGCUGGCCACUGUGUCCGGGGCCUCCACCGGCGUGUCAGGCCUGGAUUCCACCGGCAUGGCGUCUGCGGCGGCGCAGGGACUGUCGGGGGCGUCGGCGGCCACCCUGCCUUUCCACCUUCAGCAACACGUCUUGGCUUCGCAGGGCCUGGCCAUGUCGCCAUUCGGAAGCCUGUUCCCUUAUCCCUACACGUACAUGGCCGCAGCGGCCGCAGCCUCCUCGGCAGCUGCCUCCAGCUCUGUGCACCGUCAUCCCUUUCUCAACUUGAACAGCAUGCGCCCGCGGCUGCGCUACAGCCCUUACUCCAUCCCGGUGCCGGUCCCAGACGGCAGUAGCCUGCUCACUUCGGCCCUGCCCUCCAUGGCGGCGGCCACGGGGCCCCUGGACGCCAAAGCCGCCGCCCUGGCCGCCAGCCCGGCUUCGGGGGCUGUGGAUUCAGGCUCGGAACUCAACAGCCGCUCCUCCACGCUGUCCUCCGGCUCCGUGUCCUUGUCGCCCAAACUCUGCUCUGAGAAAGAGGCAGCCACCAGCGAACUUCAGAGCAUCCAGCGGCUGGUUAGCGGCUUGGAGGCCAAGCCGGACAGGUCCCGCAGCGCGUCCCCCUAG